AGACAUUAUUAUUGCAGAAACAAUAUGAUACAAAAAAAAACAAGGAAUUCAAAUUGACAGCUUGUUUCUAGUUACCAAGCAAACAAGCAGUGGAAAAUGCCAGUCACAUCUCCGAGAAUAGUGUCACACUUGCUAUACGACUGGAGACUGUGAUCAUCAUCAUCUAGCCCUCAAGCAUCCUGGCCCGAUCUCGCACUCUGAAACAACAUGUGGGCCGACGAAGACCGCAGCCUGUCCUACACCAGGAGCAGGAAUGACUGGGAGUCCAGCUUCUCCAAGAGCUCCACGCGCUCCUUCAAACCUACCGGCCGGUUGGCCCUCGCAGAUCUGGAUGUAUGGGAUGACGCGUGUCUAUUUAAAGCCCAGUCUUCAGCACAUAGUGGCAUGGCUGCUGUCUCUGGGUUAGGGCUUCUGUCGAACCACUGCAGCCCUUUCACCAGCACUGUUGGUUUUGGACCGACGCUGCCAAACAUGAGGCAGUGGAUGUCCACGUCAGACCUGGCUCCAGAGCUCAUCCCCGGCUUCCCCCUGGACCCGUCGCGGGCGGGGGAGCUCCACUCCGCCCAGGGAGAACGGGGCUCCAGGCGGGCGGAGCUGGUGCACAGGCUGCAGGAGGCCCAGCAGCGUCUGGAAGACACAAACGACCUCAUGAAGAGCAGAGGCCAACCACGGCCCAGCAUUAAGACUACAGCACAACUCCUGGACAUGAAACACAAGGCAAACUUCCAGCAGCAUGCCCAGGGUGUGCACCUGAGGCAGCAAGGGAAGGCUCAGUACAACGGGGAGGCGUUUGCUGAGCUCCGUGAGCAGGAGAACCAGGCCCAGGACAGCGCCCUGAUCAGGGAGGCCUUGAAAUCCGUCAAAGAGGUCAACGAAACAUUGAGAAGUGAACUCAAGGUGGUCAAGCAAAGCCUGGAAACGUCCCAGGCUCAGCUCGGUGAGCUCAGGGCGGAGAGAGAUACUCAGGCCUGUCAGAUGUCUGCACUCAAGGCCCAAUGCACCCAGCUGAUUCAGGAGAAGGAGGAGAUUCUGGGUGACCGUAAUACACGUGGACGAGAGGAGGAGCUAGCAGAGUGGACGGAAGAGCGCCGAAAGCUCAGGGAAACUUUGGAUGCUUUGCAUGCAGACCACCAGAGGCUGCAGGAUCGCUGUCUGUGUCUGGAGUCUGAGGUCCUGGCGAAGGAGGAGGAGCUCUGUGUGAAGGCGCAGGAGUUUCGUGAGCAGGAGUCUGAGAGACUCAGUGGCAAGGAGGAGUUCAGGGCCUCGGCCUCGUUCUGGAACGAGAAAUGGCAGGCGGCUGCGCUUAGUCUGAGCUCCACACAGAGGGAGUUAGAGGCCAUGAAACAGCAGGACCCUGGACACAAGCUCCAGGAGGAAGCUACAAGACUGGCUGCUGAGGUUCAAGGACUUCAAACUGAGCAGGAUAGAGACAAAGAAGAAAUUAAGGCCCUGCUUCUGCACAAAGCAAACCUUGAGGCAGAACUUAAAAGGACGAAGAGGGAGACUAACUCAAUACUGCGUGUUGAACUGGACGCAUGCAAACAACAACUGGAACUGGAAAAGAACAGGAACAAGGAGCUGGUUCACACACAGAGGGGUGAACGCCCAGUUGGUGAGGCUGUGCAGACAGUAGACAAAGAGACGAUGACGAUAUUCAGCAUGCCACCCAAGAUGGGGCAGCCAAUGAUGCACCCCGAUGGAAGGCUGAAUGAUCCUUCACCAAAGAUGAGUGGUCAUCUAGACCGGAGGAUGCCAGCACAGGAGAAUGUUAAUUUGGAAAGCACUGGGGCUUUAAGUAUGGCCCAACAGCUGGCAAACAUGCAGGUGGAACUGAAGGAAAAGGAGCAUGCUUUGGAGGUCCAAGAAAUACUGAGAGAGGCAGAGCAGUCGGAGGCCGAAAGUACGAUUUCUGCAUUGAAACUGAAGCUUGUGAAGUUGAACGCUGUUCAGGGGUUACAAACACUCAACCAAGUUCACUCGGAUACCGAUGAUAGAACAUCUUCAGAGAGACAGAACACGAAACCGAUCAGUCAAGUGGACCACGACAGGCAGCGCAGAAUGGUCACGGAGCAGUUAAAAAACCUCUUCAAAGAGAGGAAAGACUCGGGGAAGGCCUGUGACAGUCAACCUGCGGUUCAAACCCACGUGUGUCCACAACAAGAGUUGGCAACCAAGUCCCAAGCCAUCAAGAGUCAACGACAACAGGAGCUACUGAGGUGUAGAAAUGAGCUUUAUGGCUCAGGCCUUGCGCCUGUAUCUGAGGAGGAUGAGGAAGAUGAGGAGGAGGAGGAGGAGGAGAAAGAUACACAGCAAGAGCAAGGAUGAACCGGCCUAGUGCACUCCACAACCAGAGCAGCUGGGUCGAAAUACUUUGAAUAAAGUUGAUUGGAGGAUGGCUGAAUUCAUGAUCAUGAUGUCACAUUUCCUGUCAAACUUCUUCACGACCAUUCAUUAUGUCUCUCUCUCUUUCUCUUUCCGACACCACAUCCCUUAGUGAUAAGUUAGUGCAUCUGUAGGCUGUAACUGUGACUGUAACCAACACACACACACACACACGCACACGCACACGCACACGCACACGCACACACACACACACACGAUGAGUAGAUUAUGAGUGCAUUUCAGACAGAAACUCACAUGUGCCGACACAGAGAGUGUUAAUCCCUGCUGCUUUUCAGAAGCAUCACUGCUGCACAUGGAUGCUUACUGUAGUGUAACUGUAAUCUCACACAUUUCACUCUUCACUGGGUUAAUAGCUGGAUUUAGAGCCCAGGCGGGAUCAGGUCAAAUGGCUUCGAUGUGUUGCUUUCUUCUUUUAUGUGCUAGCUAGAUUGACCGUAGCUGUUAGCUGAUAGUCAGGGAAAUUGGGGAAUUACAAUGACAAACUAUGAUGACAAAUAAAUAUGCUUUUAUACAAUUGGUUGCAUCGACAUUAGGGUUUUAUUAUGAUUUUGUUCUGUGUGACAUAACCAAGUGGGUGAACGUUUGUGCAAGUAUGGUGAUGUUCAUAAAAACUUAAUAAAAAAACGUAAUCAUAA
Gadus macrocephalus (Pacific cod) is the source of this 3038-nucleotide messenger RNA. Its product is annotated as trichohyalin-like. The record is from RefSeq and is a predicted model, not a curated record. NCBI's taxonomy places the organism in Eukaryota, Metazoa, Chordata, Actinopteri, Gadiformes, Gadidae. The transcript is spliced from 18 exons. The coding region runs from base 208 to 2325 and encodes 705 amino acids.